AUGGCCGAGCAAACCGUUUCAAUAGAGCGGUAUGAGGAUUUAAUCCAAAAUAGGUUCCAGCUAUUGCUUUCGAAACUGCAGAACUACGCGAUUAGGAUAGAUCAAAACAGCCUAACCCCGCGAGACACUGCACCUAUUGUCAAUGAGGGAUCCCACCAGGCUCUAACGACACUUCUUUUAUCCCUCAGGAGAUGUGUCUACGAACUGUCAGCCACAUUGUCCCAUCCCUUGUUGGCAUCAAGGGACACGUUAUACGACCUCUGGGCAAGCUUUCAAACGCUACUCGAGAUUGACAACACGCUCAAUCAUAUAAUUGCUUUGACAACGGCGCCAGUGCUGACAUCGAUGGGACCGAUUCACGUGCCAAACCACGAAAACGCGUCCAUAACGAUGGAACUGUCAGCUUCACAGCAAGAAAAGUUCUUGCAAGUCUUCAACGAACUGGGUCGGCACCUCUGCUUAUACUACAUCAGGCUGCCGAUUUCAGAAGCAAAAAACGAUGUUGAGAUUGCAAGUACGUUGAGGUCAAACGUUCAACACCUAGGACAAUGUAUAGAUGAGGCUAUCGAGCAGUUUUCUCGAAUCGACACUCGGGCGUACAAAUCAUGGUGGCACGCGAUGGCCAACGAAAUGGAAGAGACCCUCCGGCAGCCGGUCCAGACUCUCGAUCAAGAAGCAAGUGGUCCGGAAGCCGAGAAAGUCCAACACUUGUGUCGCGAGUCGAUUCCAAUUGUCAAGCUGACGCGUCUCCUCUUGAAUAAGAUGUCCAGGCCAACCAACAGCGAAGUUCACCCGAUAUCGCUGAUGGAACCCAGAAACCUCAUCGCAUUAACGCAUUCUACCCGCAUGCUCGCGAUUGAUCUACAUGAUUUCGUCGAAAGUAUCCACAUCUUCGACCCACACCCUGACUUGUUUAACCAGGAGCCGGUCGAAAACAUCGAGGAGGCUGUAGAGGAAACAUUGCAGAUCAUCAAUGGUUUCUUGGAGGAAUAUUCUGAUCCCAACGAUGAAAACUUCAGCAACCGUUGGAGGGAUUGGUACGAACGAUGGAGGGACGCGUUUGAUUUGGCGGUGGAACGUUUCCAGACAACAUUGGUAGCUAUCAACUCAUAG
Messenger RNA from Puccinia graminis f. sp. tritici CRL 75-36-700-3, 1113 nucleotides. RefSeq lists its product as uncharacterized. The transcript is spliced from 2 exons. Bases 1 to 1113 code for a protein of 370 amino acids. The record is from RefSeq and is a predicted model, not a curated record. Lineage: Eukaryota; Fungi; Basidiomycota; Pucciniomycetes; Pucciniales; Pucciniaceae.